Molecule: messenger RNA, 1830 nt
Organism: Rotaria sp. Silwood1
Lineage: Eukaryota; Metazoa; Rotifera; Eurotatoria; Philodinida; Philodinidae
Source: the annotation of a GenBank genome assembly
AUGAUAUCAGUUGCCUUGCUUGCAUUAAGUUGCAUACUUAUGGCUAUAUACACAGCCGAUUUAGCAUCGUUUCUUACAGUGCGACGUACUAAUCCACCUAUUUCCGGCAUUGAUGAUAUCAAAAAUGGCCGUUUACCUUUCCAUCGUGUCGGAAUUGUGAAAAAUACAUCUAUUAUCGACUAUUAUAUCCAGAAUGUGUCAGAUGUUUAUUAUCGUCUUGAAAAUCCACAAGAUAUUUAUUUGGCUCUGAUCGAAAAUCGCAUCGAUGCCGCACUAUUUGAGGGUGCAGCGCUUCAAUAUGUAAUCGAUCGAAACUAUUGUGGUCGUUUGUCGUUAGUUGGUGUCGGGUUUGCUAAAUCAUGGUUUGGUAUUGCCAUGAAAAAAGAUUGGGAAUACAAAGCCGAUUUUGAUAUGAAUAUAUUGUCAGUACGUGAAGAAGCAUCUUGUAAAAAAGAUACAUCAUCAAAUACAACACAAUCAAGCAUUACAGUGUAUUACGGAUAUAAGAAGCCACCAGUCUUACCAGAAAACCUUAAAAAAGAAAUAACUGAUGCUUAUGUUGAUUUUGUAGUAUUAGAUAGUCGUCCAUUCGAAAUCGCAUCUGGUACUAGAUUCAAACACUUUCUUCAAGUGGUUUAUGAUGCAGGAAAAUCAUCAUCAAGUUUGCAAUCAAUUAAUAUUUCUGAUUAUUUACCACAUCCUACGACAGUCAGUGUACAAGUUAUGACUUUAAAUUGGUGCAAAACACUUGAUAGCUAUACAGUUAUUGUGGACAUGUGGACCGAAGAAUAUAGUGGCAUACAUUUUUGUGGUGUAACUAUUCGUGCAACUGAUUCUGAUUUUUAUUUACAUAGUUUUUGUCUUUGUUGUAAACCAUAUACACCAGAAAAUCAAACAGCUCCAAAUAUUCGAAAGUUUAUCGAUGAAAUAUUAUCGGAAUAUGGUCUUUCUCUAAAUACAAACUCAUUCAUUAUCACAGAUAAUGAACCUAAGAUUAUUGCUGCUCUACGUGGUACUAAUCGUGUAGGUUGCAGCGAUCAUUAUAUAAAUAAAAUAUUGGAACAUUCUUUCACAUUAUCAAAAAGUGGUUGUGUUGAAGUAAUUCAAACAUUUGAUGUUAUUAAAAGUCUUGUAGCAAGUUUUCGUCGAAGUCAUCGACAAUCUAUUGAGAAAGAUUUGUUAUCUCAUAUUGGUGAUUUUCUUAAAGUAUUUGAUGACAUGAUUAGAACUUUAAAUGAUGAAACUCAACCAACACUUCACAAAGUUGUACCAUUACGUAUGGUUUUGAUUAAUCAUUGUUCACCAAAAGCAGAUGAUGCAUUAAGUAUUAUGAUAUUAAAAAAAAUUUUAAAUCAAGCUAUUCAAUUAUUAAAAUCAGCUGUUGUUUCUUCUAACAAUUCAUUUCAUAUUAAUUCAUCAACUUGUGAUUCAUCUGAAUCAUCAGGUAUUGAUAAAUCAAUUACAUGUACAAAAUCAAAUAUUUUAUCUUCGUGCUUUGAUAAACCACUAUCUGAUGAAAAUUUAAAUCCACUCAAGUAUAUGUUUGAUUUAAAAAAUGAUUCAACAACAAAUAUGUCAAAAAGAAAACCUAAUGAUGCAUUUGAAGAUGAUGAUGAUUGUUCUGAUAUUCUGAAGAAAAUUAAAGCUGAUGAAGAAGAUGAAUAUGACUUAUCAAGUGAUAAUCAUGAAAGUGAAGAAGAAUAUUUAGAAGCAGAUAUAGUGUUGUACUUUAUAUUAUUUCAUUAUUGUUGUUUUUCUUACAUUUUUUUCGUUGAUUUUAAUUCAGAUUUAAUUUUGAAUAUGAACUUUAUAGAAAAAUAUAUGUUUUAA